Messenger RNA from Odontomachus brunneus, 2106 nucleotides. RefSeq names its product zinc finger protein 501-like. Gene Ontology annotation, cellular component: nucleus. NCBI's taxonomy places the organism in Eukaryota, Metazoa, Arthropoda, Insecta, Hymenoptera, Formicidae. The coding region runs from base 499 to 1632 and encodes 377 amino acids. The transcript has 5 exons. Gene Ontology annotation, biological process: regulation of transcription by RNA polymerase II. Gene Ontology annotation, molecular function: DNA-binding transcription factor activity; RNA polymerase II cis-regulatory region sequence-specific DNA binding; zinc ion binding. The record is from RefSeq and is a predicted model, not a curated record.
GCGUGUAUACAUAUACGCGACACGCGAAGCCCCUUCAACGGUGUGCGUGCCAACUAUGCGAUGUCGGUGAUACGCCGCUGCGCGGAGCAACUACCGGCCUUACCGAGUUAUCGACGAGCUGUGCGAUAGGUAUACGCCUGUACGCGCCCUGCUUCGCCGCCUCAUUACAGGGACCUAGACUCUGCGGAGAUCUCGCGCGCGCGCGCGCGCGCGCGAUCGUUUACCCUACGGAUUUAUAGAAAUCUGUAAUAUUAUUGCGUCGGAUAUAACGGCGUAUUAGCUUCUCGGAUUGAUUGCGGUGCGCACUGAGAGUCCCUUUCUGGCGAUCGACGCGUUUUAUGCAAAUGCUUCGACUUUCCUUAGGGAUUUGCACGAUGCACCUUGUUCCCUCGAUCAAUGAUGACUUCUCGAUGGGAUGUUUAAAGCAGAAAAUGCUUAUAUCAUGAGAACAAGCAUCCAAAUUUGAAAUAUGUUUACGAACAAGAUGGUUUGCCCAACAUGAUAUGUCACCCUUGCAAAUAUCAGUUGGAGAAGUCCUAUCAAUUCAGAAAAAAAUGUCAGGCUGCUGAUCUCAAGUUGAGAAAACAUAUGAAACUGAUACAGCAAUUGACUGGACAGGACGAAGAAGGAGAAAGUCAGGAUAACGAAAACCAAGAUAGCAACAGGAAGGAAUCCACUACUGGCAAAUCUAAGCAAGUGAAACAAUUGUUGGCUGAUUUGGUUGCGGUCAAAGGUGACAACAAUCAGACAGAUGGAAAUCCUAUCGAGGUAACAGAAGAAGAACUCGUUGGGGGUUAUAUCCUGGGUAUGAAUUCAGAAAAUACAGAAAUGGAAGAAAAUGUCUCAGAAGAUCCAGAGAACAUCACGCUGGUACCUGCUGAGGAACGCACGGCGAAAGCACGAUGUACAAUAAGAGCAACGCGUAUCAAGCAAGAGCAGGAAUCCGAAGAUGAGGCGGAAGAGGUACAGAGAGCCAUUGUCAAUGCGGAACACAAGAAUGUUUAUAUGAUGGAACUAACUAGCAAUAGUUCUGGACAAGGAGAAUCGUUAAAAUUGCAACCUAUGACGGAUACCAUGGUUGAUGCAAAUCCGGAACUGAAAGUGUUCAAGUGUGACAAAUGUCCUAAAGCGUUCACCCGAAGAAUAAUGCUAAAAAGUCAUCAAUCUGUACACUCUACGCAACGAGGAUUCACAUGUCAGGCAUGUGAAAAGUGGUUCCCAACUAGAUCCGCGCUAGUGAGGCACGAACGUACUCAUACGGGUGAAAAACCGUUUGGUUGCAAUAUCUGUCAUCGUGCCUUUGCGCAAAAGGAGAUUUUGUUCCGUCACCUUAUGACUCACUCUGGCCAGAAACCGUUCCAGUGUCAGCACUGUGAGAAGAGUUUCACGCAACGGGAAGCACUGAAAGUACACAUGCGCAGGCAUCAAAAACUGAAUCCGAAUGAUAUCCAGCUGCACCAUUGUCAGCUCUGCCCAAAAGCAUUCUGUCAUGCGUCAGGUCUCAGCAGACACCUGGUUACCCAUACCGGCAGAACGUACAAGUGUGUAGAAUGCGAAAAAUCCUUCACCGACAAGAGCUCACUGCUGAGGCAUAGUCGUAUCCACGCACCCAAGAAAAUUAUAUCAAACUGAACUACGUUCUUCGUAAAUAAGACGGAGAUAUCUCUUUGAAAUUGAGCUAGGCUUGUAAGUAAUAAUGCAAUAGCGAAAUAAAGUUUAUGAAUCUUUUACAUUUAUAUCGUUGCAAUAGAAUUUUUAUGAAUAUCGUUGCAAUAGAAUUUAUAUGAUUCUUAUUUUACCAGUUGUAUGUUUGACAUUAAGGAAUAUUACUUGGUUCGACCAUUUCUGUAUGUGAAAGUUGCUGUAAGUAAAAUUUGUGAAAAUAUUGUUCAAAGAAGGCGAAGUAUAUUCCCAUAUACUUUCACACAGUGAUGAAUAUGGUUUUCAUACAAUAUACAUAAUUGUUAUAAAGAUGAUCGCUAUUGACAAAUUGCGGUUAACUGAAUAAGCACGAUUUGUGCUUAUUUUUCUCAAAUUCGAUUAUAAUACAUGCUACUUUUUUAAUUACGCGAAAAAUUGAAAUAUAUAUAUAUAUAUAUAUAUAUA